Ziziphus jujuba (common jujube) is the source of this 9142-nucleotide messenger RNA. RefSeq names its product disease resistance protein RPV1-like. Gene Ontology annotation, molecular function: protein binding; ADP binding. Bases 5075 to 8641 code for a protein of 1188 amino acids. The transcript has 10 exons. Gene Ontology annotation, biological process: defense response; signal transduction. NCBI's taxonomy places the organism in Eukaryota, Viridiplantae, Streptophyta, Magnoliopsida, Rosales, Rhamnaceae. The record is from RefSeq and is a predicted model, not a curated record.
UGGGUCUUGUUAUUCAUUUCUUUGGUCUCUUUCUGGUUUCUUUUCCGCUCAAAAAGUUACUCUACUUUUGUUAUUCUAGUCUCCUAAUGCAUGUAUAUUAAUUUUCCUCUUUUUUGCUUUAAUGCAGGUCUUUUUACCCCAAAAAAUAAAUGUAUAUUAAUAUUCCGAUCUUUGAUUAAGGUUAUUCUUGUAUUUGCGUUUGAAAUUACCAGGAAAAUUAAGCAACACAUUGUUCACUCUAGUUCUUCCUUACCUGAACUCCAUUUUUCACUUUUAUAGUAAUUACAAUCAGACCGUUUAUUUUUCCUAGAUGGUACCGAUCAUAAAUCAAUUUCCAACCACUUUUUUUAGCUGUACCCUACACCUUCUUCACUGAGGAAAGAGUUUCUGUUCACCACUUUAAGAUUGGCACUUGGAUUUCAAUUUGCAUUUAUUAACUUCUGCUUGUAGAUUUUCAGGUUAAUUAGAAACAUGGCUUCUUUUUCUUCUUCUUCUUCUUCUUCAGCUGCUGCUGCUGCUACUGCUGAUAUCCCCCUCAGGAAAAGCAUGAAGUAUUUCUCAGCUUUGGAGGUGAACACACACGCAAUGGUUUUACCAGCUAUCUUUAUGAAGCUUUAUUUAGGAAGCAAAUCAUAACAUACAUGGAUGAUCACCAACUUGAGAGAGGUGAUGAAAUUUCACCAACCUUCUCAAAGCUAUCGAGGAAUCCAAGAUCUCGGUGAUCAUUUUCUCGAAAAAUUAUGCUUCUUCAACAUGGUGUUUGGAAGAACUAGUGAAAAUACUUGAAUGCAGGAAAAGAAAUGGGCAGAUUGUUAGACCCCAUUUUGCAUGGCAUGGAACCAUCGGUUGUACGGAAACAAGAAAAGAGCUAUGCAGAUGCGUUUGCUAAACUUGGAGAGCGUUUUAAGAACAACAUGGAAAAGGUACAGCAAUGGAGGCAUGCUCUUACAGAAGUGGCCGGUUUAACCGGGUUGGAUUCAAAGCAAUUUAGGCUUGAGACCCAGUUAGUUCAACAAAUUGUUGAAGAUAUUUCGUUGAAAUUUCCAAAACUUCUAUCUUUAGAUGACUGUUUUGAAGGGCGGAACUUGAUUGGAAUUGAAAAACGGAUUAAGGAAAUUGAAUCAUUAUUAUGCCUUGGUUGAAAAGAUGUUCGGAUUAUUUGGGGCAUGGGAGGCAUUGGUAAAACCACCCUUAGCUAGUAUUAUUUAUCAAAGAUUGUCAAAUUCUCAUUUUGAGGCUCGCUGCUUUCUUAAGGAUGUUAGGGAAGAAUCCUCCAGAAAUGGAACAAAUCAUUUGAGGAAAGAACUUCUUGCGAGCUUAUUAGAUAAGGAUGAAGCUAUGCUAAGAAUGGACACCACAUCUGCAACGUCACCUUUUAUGCGAAAGAGAUUUCGUCGAAGGAAGGUACUGGUAGUUUUAGAUGACUUGGAUAGUUCAAUGUUCCAAUUCAAAACUUUAAUUGAAGGGUAUGAUGAUUUUGCCCCUGGAAGUAGAAUUAUUUUUACAACUAGGGAUGUCCAAGUUCUUAAGACUGUAGCUGAUGAAAUUUACAAGGUUGAGGAGCUAGACUACUUUGAAUCUCUUGAUCUUCUCUUGGGUUCUUCCCUGCACUCCAAAAGCAAACAAGAAUGGGAAAAUACAUUGGACAGGCUCAAAAUGUAUCCAAAUCCCAACAUUCAAAGAGUAUUGAGAAUAAGUUAUGAGGGACUAGAUGAUGAAGGGAUUCAAAAAAUAUUUCUUGACAUUGCGUGUAUCUUUCAGUCACAUUAUUUUGAAGACGAACUAGAAAGCAAAUUAGAUAGCAGUGGUCAUUCCUUUGUGAAACUAGGAAUAAGUGAUCUCAUUAACAAGUCUUUAAUAAAUGAAAGUAGCAUAAAAUGCUUAGGACCUCUUGGUACACCAAUGCCAAGGCUCAAGAUGCAUGAUUUGCUACAACAAACAGGCCGAUCAAUUGUCAGGGGCGAAAGCAAAGAGCCAGGAAACUGUAGUAGGUUGUGGACUGCUAAGGAAAUUUGCCAUGUAUUGGAAAGAAAUACAGAAGCGCCACCAUCGAAGGUAUAUCAUUCAAUAUGUCAGAAAUUAGAAAAGUUGUAAAAGUGAGCCCUGCAGCCUUCUCAAAAAUGUAUGAUCUACGAUAUCUUAAAAUUUAUGCCAUUCAUGAAAACAAGAAGUGCAAAUUGUGUCUUCCUCAAGGUCUCGAUUCUUAUCUUUCUGAUACGAUAAGUUAUUUCGAGUGGGAAUCAUACCCUUUGAAAAUUUUGCCAUCAGAAUUCAUUCCAGAGAAUCUUGUUGAACUUGGACUACCAAACAACCAACUUGAGGUGCUUUGGGAUGAAUCCCAGCCUCUUGAGAAGUUAAAAGUGAUCGAUCUUAGUCAUUCUGAGCUCUUGACUCAAAUACCAAAUCUAUCUCAGGCUUCAAAUCAUGAAAUUAUAAAUCUUGAAGGUUGUACACGUUUGAUUCAAGUUCCUUCAUAUUUUAAGAAUCUCCGAAAGCUUCAGUAUCUACAUUGGACAUAGUGCUCCAACCUUAUAGAUGUUGAAGGGUUAUCAGGGCAUGAGAACUAUGAAGCUAUUUAUUGCAACAAUAUUGAUAAGCUGAAGUCUUCAGAAACUCCUAAUGCAAACUUUCCAAUGAAUUUAAGAACUUUGUUUUUGGGUGGGACAGCAAUUGAAGCAGUGCCUUCAUCAUUUGGGUGUCUCUUGGGUCUUGUUCAAUUGGAUUUGGAUAACUGCAAAAGACUUAAAAGUAUACCAACCAGCAUUUGUAAGUUGAAAUCUCUUGAGUCAUUGAAUCUCUUUAAAUGCCCGAAUCUUGAAAAUUUUCCUGAAAUUUUAGAGCCUAUGGAAUGCUUGAAAUGUCUAAGGUUAGAAGGAACGGGCAUUAAAGAGUUACCUGAGUCAAUUGUAAAUCUAAUUGGGCUCGAUAGGUUGUUCCUUGAGGGAUGUUCAAAACUUCAAAAAUUGCCUACCCUUCCACUUGGUUUGUCAUACUUGGAUGUAGAGAAUUGUGAGAGCUUGAAAUCAUUGGCACAUCUUCCAUCAUCUUUGGAACAUUUGUUGGCAAGCCAUUGCACAUUACUGGAGACAAUAUCAAGUUGGAGAACUCCGCUUGGAUAUGAAAUCAGUGACUCAUAUUCUAUGGAUGGAAGUAUUAGAUUUGAUAAUUGUCUGAAUUUGGAUCAAAACACACGCAACAACAUAAUCCCUGAUCCUGCACUGUUUAGAAUUCUGUCUAGUGCAACAUCAUACAAGAAACGCCCAAUUGAUCAUCAAGGACUGGAAUUCCCAUUGUUUAUUUGUUAUCCUGGAGAUGAAAUUCCAAAGAGGUUCAGCUAUCAAAGCUUGGGGAGUUCAAUGAAUAUUCAGCUUCCACCAAACUGGUGCAAUACCAACUUCUUGGGUUUUGCUGUCUGCUUUAUUAUUGAUCAAUACUCUCAUAUAACUGAUGGAAUUGAAUACAAACUCAGUUUCAAAACCAUCAAUGAAAACAGUCUUUAUGAUUUUCAUGAUUCUGAUUGGUUGUAUCGUCUAGAGAAGAUCAAUUCAGAGCAUGUCUGGACUUUGCAUGAAGCUUCAUUGUCUUGCAAAGGGUUUGAAGAAAAGUUUGGAGCAAAUUGGCCCUCUAUUUGUAGCAACAUUGUCACCGGGAUUUCUUUCCAUGUCCGACCUUUUCGCCAUGAUGAUAGAUUUCAUGAUUCAUGUGUGGAAGAAGGUGUUGAGCAUUGCAAGAUAAAAAAGUGUGGAAUUUGGAUGAUAUAUGAGGAAGAUGCAGAUCAAGUAUUGGAUGGUGCAGAAGAGGAACCAGAAGUAGAAACAAGUACAAUUAAAAGACGCUUUGGUGAAUCGUCUGAAGGCGGUGGAGUUAGUAUUACUGAUGUUGUUGGCUCUGAUGAUAAGAAGGAAUACCAACACAAAAGAAGAGUCAUAUCCUCUGGUUAAUUCCAGGAAAACCAAGCUUACAUGAACAUUGCUUACUUUAUCUUGGUAGUUCCAUUAACAUUGACCUUGGUAAAAGAUUGACAUUUUAUAUUAUUUCAAUUUCAAAACCAAUGAUGAUGAUUGAUGAUUGAAUUGAUAUUUAAAAGGAAAAUUCAUAAUUGUUUCUUAAUCAUACUUUAUACUAAAACAGGUUUUAAGAUUUGAGAAGGUUGUGUGCAAGCUGUGGAGGCAGGGUAACACUCUGUUUCAAAUGGUUGUAGGUAUUCAUGGUUCGAUGUUGCUUCCAACAAGGAUGAUGCCCUGAGAUUUGAUCUUUCUAUCAUGAUCAUGUGGACAAAUUACCAAUGUUUCUAAAUUAUUUAGAUUAUUUUACUUUAAAUAUAAUUGAGCAUUCUUAAAUUAUCUUGCUGAGAGAAACAUCUAAAUUAUGUGUUGUUCUUUUUUCUUUUUUCUUUUUUUCUUUUCUUUUUUUUUUUAAAGGCUUUUUUCUUGAUUCUAAGGGAAAAGAAACCGAAUUUUUGUUAUUUUAUUUAUCUGCUGUUGUACUAUUCUCCACCAAGUGGUCAAUAGAAUUGAAAAUAAAUUUGGACGCAGAAAUAUCGAAAUUUCCCAAAUAAAAUCGGUGUGAGAUUACUCUUAAUUAUAAUGGCAAAUCAACUAUGAUGGUAAAAUCAAACAACUCAACUAUAGUGGUAAAAUCAAAGCCUGGUGAUGUACAUUCAGUAUUUCUUUUCUAUGGAAAUUGGUAGGAUGUUAUUCAUUUUCUAGUAUCACAGUGUGGUUCAUCAAAAUUUAUGUGAUGCAAUUUCUUGCAGUGGGCUCCACUGCUUGUGCUUUUUGGUCAUUACGAUUGUUUUGAGGGCUUCCAGGAAAAUCUAAGACAUAAACAUAUAUACAAGGAAUUCUUCAUGAUUAGAACGCGUAAACCAGGUCAACAUGCAUUUCUUAACGUGUCUGCUCAUCAUAGGAAGGUACAAGGAAGAUGAUAAAGCAAGUUCCAGCUCCUUUUUUCUAUCUAUAUAUAGACAUGUACAUUUAUGUUACAUAAUAUAUACACUGUUUCUGUCUAGUUGAAAAUAGGAACUGUUACCUACCCUUCUUCACUGAAAGGAGAGUUUUUGAUCAUCACUGUUAUGAGCAUGGCUUCUUCUUCUUCUUCUUUUUCUGCUGCUGGUGCUGCUUCUGCUAUCUCCCCUCAAGAAAAGCAUGAAGUGUUUCUCAGUUUCAGAGGUGAGGACACACGCAAUGGUUUUACUAGCUAUCUUUAUGAUGCUUUAUGCAGGAAGCAAAUCCUAACCUACAUGGACAAUCACCAACUUGAGAGAGGUGAUGAGAUUUCACCAACACUUUUGAAAGCCAUCGAGGAAUCCAAGAUCUCUAUGAUCAUUUUCUCCGAAAACUAUGCUACUUCUACAUGGUGUUUGGAUGAACUAGUGAAAAUACUUGAAUGCAAGAAAAGAAAUGAGCAGAUCGUUGUGCCUAUUUUUUACGGCGUAGAACCAUCGGUUGUACGGAAACAGGAAGAGAGUUAUGCUGAUGCAUUUGCUAAACUUGAAGAACGUUUUAAGGACAACAUGGAUAAGGUGCAACAAUGGAGGCGUGCGCUUAAUGAAGUGGCUGGUCUUAAGGGGUUUAAUUCAAUGCAAUUUAGACCUGAGAACACAUUAAUAGGAAAAAUUGUUGAAGAUAUUUCACUGCUGCUCCAUAAAUAUCCUUCAUCAAAUGAACAAUUCAAGGGAUUGAUUGGAAUUGAAAAAGGUAUAAAGGAAAUUGAAUCAUUAAUUCACAAUAGCUCAAUGGAUGUUUGCAUUAUAGGAAUUUGGGGCAUGGGAGGCAUUGGUAAGACCACCCUUGCCAGUGCUGUCUUUCAAAAAUUCUUGUAUUCUCAUUUUGAAGGUUACUGCUCUCUUUGGAAUGUUAAGGAAGAAUCUGCAAGACAUGGACUAGUUCAUUUGAGAGAGAAACUUCUUGGUGAAUUAUUACAGGAUGAAGCUAUUGUAAGCAGAGACACACCAUUUGUGCAAUCAACUUUUGUUCAUCAAAGAUUUCGUCGUAAAAAGGCACUCAUUGUUUUAGAUGAUGUGGAUUGUCCAAUCCAAUUAGAAACUUUAAUUGAAGGAUAUGAUCAGUUCGCCCCUGGAAGUAGAAUUAUCGUUACAACUAGAAAUGUGCAAGUGCUCAAGAAAGUAACCGACAAAAUUUACACGGUUGAAGGGUUAGAUGAAGUUGAAUCUCUUAAGCUCUUCCAUUUGCAUGCUUUUGGUAAAAAUUCUCUUACAACAGAUUAUGAAAUAUUGUCAGAAAUGGUGGCAAGUUAUGCAAAUGGAAAUCCAUUAGCUCUUAGAGUUUUGGGUUCUUUCCUUCGCUUCAGAAGCAAAGGAGAAUGGGAAAGUGCAUUAGAUAAGCUGAAACUAGUUCCAAACCAGGAUAUUCAAAAUGUAUUGAGAAUAAGUUAUGAGGGACUCGAUGAUAUAGAGAAGCAAGUAUUUCUUGAUAUUGCAUGUUUUUUCGAGAAUACUCAAAAUCAAAUAGAAAGAUUAUCAGAUAUAAAUACAGAGCAGGAAAUUUUUCUUGACAUUAAAUGUUUUUUUGAGGUUGAUGAGUUUUAUACUAGAGAUCAAGUAGAAAGCAUAGUAGCUGGAAGAGGUUCCUCUGCAAAAAUAGCAAUCAGUGUUCUCAUCGAUAAAUCCUUAAUAACUAUUGAUGAUGAUAAUAGGAUAAGAAUGCACAACUUGCUACAGGAAAUGGGAUGGGCGAUUGUUCGUGAUGAACAUAAAUUGCCAGGAAAUCGUAGUAGGUUGUGGAUUGCUGAAGAUGUUUGUCACGUAUUGGAAAGGGAUACAGGAACUGCAACCAUUGAAGGCAUAUUAUUCGAUAUGUCCAAAUUUAAAAAAGAUGUAAAAGUUAGCCCCACAGCCUUCUCAAACAUGCACAAUUUACGGUUUCUGAAAAUUUAUUAUGAUGACAUUGAAAAUGGAGACAGCAAUUGCGAACUAUGUCUUCCUCAAGGUCUUGAUUCCUAUCUUUCUGAUAGACUAAGAUAUUUUCACUGGGAUUUAUACCCUUUGAAACAUUUGCCAUCGGAUUUUACCCCGGAAAAUCUUGUUGUACUUAUACUACGUGGUUCCCAACUUGAGCUACUAUGGAAUGAAGCCCAGCCCCUUGCAAAGUUGAAAGAGAUUGAUCUAAGUUACUCCAAGUUCCUCACUCAAAUACCAAAUCUAUCACAGGCUUUGAAUCUUGAAAGUAUAAAUCUCAGCGGGUGUAUAAGAUUGUUUCAAGUUCCUUCAUAUUUUAAAAAUCUGCACAAGCUUAAGUUUAUAGAUUGGACAGGUUGCACCAAUCUUGUUGAUGUUGAAGGGAUAUUAGGGAGGAUAGAGUACUUGGAUAAUGAAAACUAUGGAGAAAUAAUUCAAAGCAACAACAUCUUUCAAAAGCUUACAAUGAAUUUGAGACAUUUGAAAUUGUGUGGUACAGCAAUAGAAGAAAUUCCUUCAUCAAUUGGAUGCCUCUUGGGUCUUAUUGAAUUAGAUUUGAGGGAUUGUAGAAGACUUAAAAGUCUUCCAACCAGCAUUUGCAAGUUGAAAUCUCUCGAAUCUCUAAACUUGUCUCAUUGCCCAAAGUUAGAAAAGUUCCCUGAAAUCUUGGAGCCUAUGGAACGCUUGAAACUCGUUAUCUUAUCUCAAUCAAUGAUUGAAGAGUUACCAGAGUCAAUUGAAAAUCUAAUUGGGCUUGAGGAGUUAUUUUUAUCAGAUUGCAAAAACAUUGGGUUUUUCCCAAACAAGUUUUGCAAAUUAAGUCAUCUUGGAGUUCUCCACCUCCAUGGAUGUUCAAAACUUCAAGAAUUGCUACUUCCGGUUGGCUUGCGUGACUUGCGUUUGUCACAUUGUGUGAGCUUGAAAUCAAUCUCUGAGUUUCCUCCAAUGUUACGAACUUUGAAUGCAAGCUUCUGCACAUCUUUGGAGAAAAUACCAUGUUGGAAUUCUAGAAUCAAACACAUUGCUUUAAAUCUUUUAACGGAAACACAUGGUUUGGUCGAUUUUUCAUUGGUUGAAGAAUUCAUCAAUUUUUCUAAUUGUCAGAAAGUUGACUGCAGCACACGCAACAUAAUAGCUCAUUAUGCAUCGCUUAACAGUUGGUUUCGAGCUCGUUCACGUGAACCAUUUAGUAUUUAUCGAGCUCCAUCAGAAGCUGAUAUUUGCUAUCCAGGAGAUGAAAUUCCAAACUGGUUCAGCUAUCAAACUUUGGGAGAUUCAAUCAGUGUUGACCUUCCUGAUGAUUGGUGUAAUACCAACUUCUUGGGUUUUGCUCCUGCCAUUGUCCUUGAAUUGAAUAGAGCUCGGCCUAAUACUUUCAUAAAAUAUGAAUUCGAUUUCAAAGCCAUCAAUAUGAAAUGUUCGUUGUUUUCCAGACAGGUCAUUAGUCUUUGUUCAGAACAUGUUGUCAUGUUGUAUGGGGACAGAUUGUGUAGGGAGAUAGAACAAGAAAUUGGACCACAUUGGAGCUCCAUUUUUAGAAAAAUCACCGAAGUCUCUUUUCAUGCUCGGAUUUUGGUUUUUGAUGAUAACUUAUUAGAUUUUGUCCUGGAGGAUGGUGAGCAAUGCAAGAUAAAAAAGUGUGGGAUCUGGUUUAUUUACAAAGAUGAUGCAAAGCAAUUAAUGGAUUUUGAGCAACCAAAAGUUGGAACUCAGUACAAGUAAAGGUACAUCGUUUUACACUUUUUUUUUUUUCUUCACAAGUAAAUUUACAGCAGUUGAUACUCUCAAUUGAAAUUCGAUAUUUUUCAUCAUAUAAGUACUACUCUGCUUUCUCUCUUUUGGCUGUUAAAAAAAACUCUGCCAAACAGACAGACACUUAUUAUAGGCUCGGGGGGCACUCAAAUUUAUUUAUUUAUUUAUUUAUUUUAAAUAUAUGUCCUUAGAAUAACAAAUACUGCCCACUCUCAAAAUAAUAAAUAGUGAUUUUUAAUUUUAAAUUAUGUCUUGUAUUCUUUAUUUAUUUAUUUAUUUAUUUUGUAAUAAUCUUGUAUUCUUUAUUUGUAAAAUUUUCUUUUGGAAAAUGCUAUGUUUAUCCCAUUUUUAUAGUUACUUUUUCUAUGGAAAUUAUGUAAAGUUGUUUUAUAAGUUUAUAACAAAAGUCAACUUAAAAUUUCCAUUUUAUAUAAUUAUUACUGCUUAUGUGGCCAAAAUCCCUAUUUUCAU